AAAUCUACUGAUACAGCUGAUACGAUCACAUUUGCAUGUGCCCAUAUCUCUGUCUCCCAUACCAUCGUUGUACCGUUUAAUAGACAUAUAUAUAUAUAUAUAUAAUUAACACAGUGACAUACAGCAAUACUAACAGGAGGGCGGACUGCACACAUAAACACUUUUUGCAAUUCACGGCCAAUGUGCCAUAAUAAGAUAUCCCUAUCAACAGUUGACAUUUUACCAUCUUCGCGAUCACUACUUUUGCCUGAUAAUUAACUUAACUUCGCUACCCCGUAUAUUAUAGUGUGUGUGUGUGUCGCCGUCAGCUCCCUGUUGGAUUAAUCAUCUCUAGGUGUCCAGCAGGUUGUAUUAUCCAUUUAAUAUUUCAAUUGCUUAAUAAAUAUUUAUUUAUAUCGUUGUUAACCUAAAGUGUUAUAUAUAUAUAUUGUAGUGCGACCCUUGGUAGUUCCUCUAAGGGAAUAUAAAUUAAAUAGGAAACUUCAGUACCUAAGGUAGAUAUAGCCUAGCCAGCUAUCCCCCGUUGGUCCCUUAGAAUACUGUCGACGGGCAUUUAGGCUAAACCCCUAAAUAGCGACGUAACAAUUGGUGGAGGCGCCGAUCUCUCUGUUUUAUUUUAAACUUUCAGUGAGGGAUCCCCCCCUAAGUGUACUACAAUUUUUAUAUACCGCUUUUCACGGUUAAUUUAUAAAUUAAAUAUUUUUUAUUUAUUAUUGGCUCACUUUAUUAUAAUAGUAACAAUUGUAUAGUUAGGUAUAACUAUAAAUUAAGUCUUUGAGUUACAUAAUCUUUUAUAUACGUUUAUAUGCCUCUCUAUAGUUAUUAUUUAAAACGCACCUUUAAUAAUCAAACUUGUAGAAUUACCGAAAGAGUUUGGAAUCUAUUAGGUUUUGAUAGUAAUAUUUUGGAACUAACACCAGAUCAGGUUAUUAGUUCAUUUGGAAAGAAAAGGGGUAUUUCUGUUUCUAAGGCUUUUGAUCAUACCGCUUUUAUAAAAUUUCCAGUAGGAGCAACUUUAAUUUACGAAAGCACUAUAUUCGAAGUUUAUAAACGAGAAAGUAAACGGCUCUAUUUACCGAAACAGUUCCAGCAAAUUUCUCUUUUAGAAAAAAUUGAAAUUUUAAAAAAAGAUACGAAAGGGUAUUAUUUUUGCUAUUGUACAAAAGGGGAAUUACUUAAUAUUUUGUCAUUUUUAAACGCAGAACAGCCGAUAAAUAGUCACACCAAAGAUUUGAUAAAUAAAUUACGUUCUAUUUUCAAACAACCACCCCUCUCAGAAAAAUUUGAAUCUGAUUCGGACUCCGAGGCAGAAAAACUUGAUAAAAUUUCAAGUACUCUGUCGGUCCCGCUAAGCACAAAAAGCGCUUCUUCGAGUGAAUCGAACACCCCUACCGAUCUCGACAAAACCGUUGUCGAAUUUCCUUUAGCUAAACCAUCAGAAAUUUCACGCGAGGUCACCGUAGAACCUAAACCUAUUUCUGCGCAAUCAAAACUUUUAGAAAAUAAACCAGUUAAAUUAAUAACUACUAUGGCCAUAAACGCAAUUAGAACACCCCAAACAUUUUCAGGAAACUUAACAGAGGACGCGGAUAGAUUCUUCGUUAAUUUCGAAAGGGUAGCAACCGCUAAUAGGUGGGAUGACGCGGAGAAAUUAAUAAUGUUGCCCCUUUCAUUAUGUGACACGGCUCAAACGGUUUUUGAGGCUAUCGAAUCCGAAAACCCAAACUUAAAUUGGCAUGAGGCAAAAAAUACAAUGAUAAAGUUUUAUAAUUCAGACGCACGACUUCGAAUGAGACGUCAAAAUUUAGAAUCUAGGAGAAAGAGUGAUUCGGAAACAGUACAAGAGUAUUUGCUAAAAAUAAAAGAAGAGUGCAGGAGAAUAGAUAAAAAUAUGACAGAAAGGGAGGUAAUAAGGUAUAUUUUGAAAGGUUUACCAGAAGAAAUUGUUAAAGAGUUGAGAACAAUGGACUUAGAUUCACUUGUGGCACUUGAGGAAAAUAUCAAAAGACUAGAGAGGAAUGCAGGGCUAACGGAAAUGAAUGACAAAGAUAAAAUGAUAGACAAAAUGCAAAAGCAAAUAGAUCUUUUAACACUAACGGUUAACGGUACUCCAAGAUUCAAUAAUAAAUAUGCAAAGGUUAAUAAACAAAAUUCGAGUCAUAAUAAAAAUAAUAAUACAUAUUUUAAUAAAGGUAAUAUGGCAUACAACAACAAAAAUAAUUAUACAAAUCAAAACUAUAACAACAAUGGUAAUAAUUUUAACAAUAACACUAGAUAUAAUAAUAAAUAUCAAAAUUACAAUAAUUCAAAUCGAAAUACAGACGGUCAGUUUUACAAUUCUAAUAAUAAUAAUAAUGGUAACUACAGAAACAAUCAUAAUUUUAAUAAUAAUAAUUCUUAUAAUAAUAACAGAUUUUCUAAUAAUACAGGUCAAAAUUAUAACAAUAAUAAUGGUGGGCGAAAUCAGGGCGCAGGAGGUCCGUCUACUAAUAAGUGGGCCCCGAAUCAGCGGCGCCCGCAGCAAACUCAAAAAAACGAAUAAGUCAAAAUUCGAUGGUUAGGGCGAAUUUUGACACUCUUUCGCGACCUAGCCAAAAAGUUCAAUCACCAGCUCCCAUUACGAAAGCAACAUUAGCGCAAAAUAAUUUAAAUAUCACAGGUGUCUCUAAUUGUUUUAACAUUUUUUCAAAUUGCGCAUCGGUCCCUCAACCUAUAAUAAUUGGGAAAUUAAAUAGUAUUGAGUCAAAGUUUCUUAUUGAUACGGGGGCAUCGAUUAGCAUAAUAAGUAGCGCUACACUUCCCAUGAAUCAUGAUAUUAUUCCAGCCCAAAACGCGACCCUUACUACAGCAAAUGGGUCCCCUUUAGAUUUAUUAGGUACAACCUCAAUUGAAGUAAAUUUCUGUGAGCAUAGUUUUAUUAUUGAAUGCGCUGUCGUUAAAAACUUAAAUGGGUAUAAUCUUUUAGGUAAUAGUUUUCUACACAAAUAUAAGGCUAAUAUUGAUAUGUAUGAUUCGAAAAUUAUUUUAUUUGACGGACCACAUAGGGUGACCGUACUCUUCGAAAAAUUCAGUUCUAGCAAUGUCGCAAAUCAUAUUCUUUCACACAAAGAUUCUACCAAUGUUUCCAUUGAGUCCACAGCGGCGAAUAUGCAGGUUUCAAAAAAUAUCCCACAAGACGGCUUUUGCGGCGUAAAUACAUUAGUAGAGGUGUUGAAAAAUAAAAAUAUUAAUGUUAAUUUUCAUGAUAUUCAAGUAUUACUAGGCGUAGAUUCUGCAAGUCAGCCUGUCUGGCUUGAGGCAGAAGAUCUAGCAGCCGUCGCGUCAUAUUACAAUAAAAAUUUAAUUGUACUUUCCCAAGAUAACAAUUGUUCGGACGUAAGUGUUAUCGCAUUCACAGAAUUCGAUCGAGAUAACGUGUUUGUUUUAUUUUCCCACUGUCAUUGGUCUCCAUUAGAAUACGUAAAAAAUUCUAGUGUUAAUUUUAAUAUUAAAACAAUUGUGCAUAUUAAUGACAAUAUUUCAGUCGCCGACAGGCGUAAAAUUCUAAACUCCAGACAAAAAAAUUAUGAUUUUACCGAACACUUCAAACAAAAUGAUGCGUCAACACCAGACGUACACUUCGAAUCUCAGGUUAACGAAACAUGUUUCGCGGAAAAAGAAACAACAUCUUCUCUAGCAGACGUUUCACAAAAGGUAGAAUUCGAUAUUAACCCGUCUUUAUCUCACGAUAAAAAACAAAAACUUGAAACAUU
This is a messenger RNA of Daktulosphaira vitifoliae (grape phylloxera), 3752 nucleotides long. RefSeq lists its product as uncharacterized. The record is from RefSeq and is a predicted model, not a curated record. The transcript is spliced from 2 exons. Lineage: Eukaryota; Metazoa; Arthropoda; Insecta; Hemiptera; Phylloxeridae. The coding region runs from base 806 to 2542 and encodes 578 amino acids.